Messenger RNA from Silurus meridionalis, 15756 nucleotides. It is a transcript of the gene pcloa, whose product is annotated as piccolo presynaptic cytomatrix protein a. Gene Ontology annotation, cellular component: GABA-ergic synapse; cytoskeleton of presynaptic active zone; axon. The coding region runs from base 356 to 12442 and encodes 4028 amino acids. The transcript is spliced from 27 exons. Gene Ontology annotation, biological process: presynaptic active zone assembly; protein localization to synapse. The record is from RefSeq and is a predicted model, not a curated record. NCBI's taxonomy places the organism in Eukaryota, Metazoa, Chordata, Actinopteri, Siluriformes, Siluridae. Gene Ontology annotation, molecular function: metal ion binding; protein binding; structural constituent of presynaptic active zone.
UGUGGGUAGGGGGUGCUGGGUAUAACGCAGCUGGUCGCCUUUAAUUUCUCUUCUCCAUCGCGAGGGCUCGCCAUGGUUGGCGCAUGCGCACUGCAGUCAUAGGGAGGCAAGGACCAGCAGAGAGGCAGCGCAGAGUGGCAGCGCUCUCGGUACCAAAAAUACACAAAAAAAAUACCACAAAAGCACGCAGAGAUGCGCGUUAUUGAACCGUGAUCUCGGACGACGAGCCGGGCGCAUACGGCUGUGACGACGGUGUAACAUGCCGUGGAGAGCCGACCUCACAGUCUUCUACCGACCUGUGAAUCCGGAUCUCUGAAAGGGAAAGUAUCUCCAGGAAGGGAAAGAGGGUUCGAUCAUGGGGAACGAGGCGAGCAUGGAGGGUGGCGACGGCGCAUUGGCCGCCGGGGAGCUCACUGGACCAGAGGAGGAGCUCAGCCGCCUGAGCGAGGAGGAGCGGAGGAAGCUCGUGAGCACCAUGGCAGAGGCGCAGGCCAGGUCUUCAGAGCAUCAGCCAUCUGGAGGAAGAGGUUCGGGGGGCCUCAGUAAGAGUCGAACAGUAGACGCGUUUGGAGAGGGUCCUCCUUGCAAGCCAAAGCCAGGCCGCAGUCCUUCAUCCCUGAGCCUUCUUGAGUCCCGCUUUCGGCAAGAGCCCAAAGACCCUGAGCAGCCUCGCACCGGCAUGUUCUCCUCAUCGUUUCUGAGUGGGGUUUCUUCAGCUGUCUCCUCUGCCAGCAUUCCUAAAUUCAGCCUUUUUGGUGACGAUGAAGAUGUUGCAGCCAAACAGGGGCAGAAACCCCCUGGCCCACAGCAGGGUUCAUCCAAAGGACAAGGACCACCAGGGCAGAAGCAAGGAGCUGUUCCACAGGGGCCUGGAGGAAAGCCUGCUGGUGGAAAGCCUGCUAGUGGAACUGGAAAGCCUGGUGGACAACUAUGUCCUCUAUGUAAUACCACUGAGCUGAACGUGCAGGCCAAAGACCAGCCCCCCAACUACAGCACCUGCACACAAUGCAAACAACAGGUGUGCAGUCUCUGUGGAUUUAGUCCUCCUGACUCAGAGGGUAAAGAGUGGCUAUGUCUAAACUGCCAAAUGCAAAGAGCAAUGGGGGGAAUGGAGCCUCCGGGCCCUCCAAUGAUGAAACCCAAGCAGAGCUCGGCUCCUCCAUCCCCACAGAAGAAGGAACCACCAGCUGGGGUGCACUCAAAGGAUGAACCAGGGAAGAAGCCUUCAAUGCUGACCAAACAGCAAAGCAUAUCAGAUACAAAAGGAGCCACUCCUCCACCAACUCCCAAAGAGAAGACUCCUGGUCCAGGGGCACAACAGGAAGCUCAACCUGGACUAAAAGGUGGACAGAAGCCCCCUCCACUUCAGAAAGCUGAUCAAAGUCCAGUGGGUAGUCCCCAGCCAUCCCCUGUAAAAAAGCAAGAAGGAGGUGGCUUUUUUGGAGGCUUUGGUCUUGGAGGGUUGACAGACACGAAAAAAGGCCCUGCAGAGUCAGUUACUGGGAAAUUAUUCAGUGGUUUCGGAAGCUCAUCCAAACCACAAGGUGGCACUGCACCCAAGUCACCUGUGGCCACUUCUCAGGCAACUGAGGGUGUGUCUGGAAAGAGGUUUGGGUUUGGUUCAUCAAUCCUUAGCUCAGCCACCAACUUAAUUACUGGGGAAGAACCAAAGUCUCCUCCAGGGUCAUCGCCUGGCUCCCCAUUUGACUCUGGAGCAAAAUCUACUCCAGGUUCUUCUAAAGAGCCUGCUUCUCCUAAACCUGGGUCUACUGAUGGAAAGUCUUUAGCAGAUAAACCCAUCUCAGAGGCUGCAAAAACAGUAGCUCCUCAGCCCAUAACCAACUGUCCACUCUGUAAAAUAGAACUGAACAUGGGAUCAGGGGAUGUACCCAAUUACAGCACCUGUACAGAGUGCCAGAAAUAUGUGUGCAACCUUUGUGGUUUCAACCCCAUGCCACAUCUCUCAGAGAAAGAGUGGCUCUGCCUAAACUGCCAGACCCAAAGGGCUCUCUCUGGACAACUUGGGGACAUGCCACCUCCACCUUCUCCUUCAAAGAUGCCAGCUAAAUCGCAACCUACUCCUCCCUCUUCCCCAGCCAGAGCUGCCUCCACAACCCCUUCACCCUCUGCUCCUACUGUCACUGCUCCCCCAACCAAAGCGCUCACCCGGACCCCUAGUGUAACUCAGGCUCCAGCUGACAAGUCUGAGCAUGACUCAGCCACAGCUGAUGCUAAGCAUUUAUUAGAGUCAGCUGCAAUGAAACAGGAUGAGGGACUGGCAGUAGUGGAGAGCACAAAGAAAACAGAAGAUGCUACAAGGUCUGUGGAAGACAAAGAGCUUCUGAAGGAACCUACUAAAAAAGACAGCGUCAGCCAAGAAUACAGCCCUACCAGUCCUUCAGAUUUAGCCAAGUUAGAGACUUCUGUUCUUCCAAUACUUGAAGGUCAAACCACAGCCUCUAUAGAACAAUCACAAAUCGAGUUAGACAGUACCAAGUGCCAACUGGAAGUGUCCCCAGUGGAGUCUCCAGAACUCACUUCAGAGGAAGACAGGCAGAGUAGUGAUGCCAUAGAGUCUAAAAAAGAGAAGAAAAAGCUGCUUGUCCCAAUAGAGCUUAAACAAAACAUUCUGGAGGACAGUAGUGAGGGAGAAUCUUCACCUCUCAGUGAGAGGGAAAGUAAACCAGGUGAAGAAAGAGAUAUAGGACUAAAUGAUGCAGUGUCGACAGAAAAAGAGAUUAUGGCUCUAAGCACACCUGAAGAUGUAUCACCAUCUGUUGAGGAAAAACAUACUAAAGAAAAAAAUAUUGAUCAGGAAAACAAACCACUAGAAGAAGAUAUCAAGAAGAAUGAUUCAAGAAAGGCAAGGGGCCUGGUAAAACACCGUAGUAUUAACCCUGAGGAGAUAGACCACACAAGUAUAAAUUCUGUGACUAAAAUUGAGGAACCAAGUAAAAGGGAGCAGACCUGUAAAGAAAAUGGUGCUGGUAUUCGCCAUUUCAAAACCAUCGAACUCAACACUGUAGCCACUGUCCGUCAGACUUCAGAUGAUGGUGAACCUGAGAGCCUUACAGAUUCUCCGGAUGAUAGGUCUAGGGGGGAAGGCUCUUCAAGCUUACAUGCGUCUAGCUUUACUCCAGGCACCUCUCCAACCUCACUAUCCUCUCUUGAUGAAGACAGUGAUAGCAGCAGCCCAAGCCAUAUUAAGAGCAGUAGUGAGGGCAAACAGCACAGGAAAGCAAAGCACCGGCAGCCAGGACAAAUGCUACCCACUAUUGAAGAUUCAUCUGAAGAAGAAGAGCUUCGUGAGGAAGAAGAGCUCCUGAAAGAACAGGAGAAGCAUUCCAGUAAGAAAUCAAAGAAAGAUAAAGAAGAAAUACGAGCACAGAGAAGGAGAGAAAGACCAAAGACUCCCCCAAGCAACCUUUCACCAAUUGAAGAUGCGUCUCCAACUGAAGAGCAGCGUCAGGAAGCAGAGAUGGAGGAAAUCCGUAGAUCCUCCUGUUCAGAUUUUUCCCCAAGCAUGGAAUCUGAGCCAGAAGGUUUUGAGAUUCUUCCAGAAAAGAUCGCUGCUGUUCAAAAAGUCUAUCAUCUGCCAACAUCUGUGUCUUUGUACUCUCCAACAGAUGAACAAUAUGCUAAUAAGCAAUCCAAGGAAACCACAGAAAAACAACCUUCGCAGACUUCUUAUGAAGCUUAUCAGGAAAUAGUGCUUAGAAAAUCUUCAUCAACAGACGAUAUUCCACCUGGAAAAGAAUCUUUAUAUGGUGGAAUGUUAAUUGAAGAUUAUGCCUAUGAGUCCCUGGUUGAAGAUGCACAUGUAGGGAAAGAACCAGAUAAGAUUUCUGUUCCAGAAAAAGCAAAAAAGCUGAGAUCACCAGAUGAAGUUUAUGAGGACAUGAUGCAGAUAAAGAAAGAGAUGUUACUUAAAGAGCAACAGCUGCAAAAAGAUAACACUGUAAGAGAAUUUCACACAACAGACACAACUAAAGAUGGUGUAUUUUCUAGUGCCAGAGACACACCUGACACAAGACAGGACACAGUCUCCACAAGCAUUUCUGGCCAGUUUGGGAAGGAUGGGAAACCACUGUUAAAUGCAGAAGAAGCCUAUAUGGAACUUAUGAAGAAGCAGAGAGCAGUUCUAACACCAGGCACUAGUCCAACACAACAAAUUUCUGAUUUGAGUGCCCGGGCACAUGAUAUACAAGUUACUACUACUGAAAAAACAGAGAUUUUCCCUCAGAGACGAAUUCUUCCUAUACCAGAUCUUACAGUGACUCAGUGUUCUUCUGGUGAAGAGGAAUCCGGUGAAGAGAGCACCGUAGAUCAAAAUCGGGAUAAUAAAACAGUUUCAGGUUUUACAUCAACUUCUACACAUGCUGUAGUGACUGAGCCAACAACAUUUGCUGUCAAUUUAUCUCAGGAAAAAACAACCGGUUCUUCAGCUUCAAAGCAAGCUUCAGGGCCUGUUGCUGAUCCCAUUUCAUCAAGGGCAGAAUCACCAUCACAGAAGGUGUCAUCACAGGCUCCCAUGACUGAACCAACAGACCAGCCAAGUGUUGUUAAUUUGUCAAAGUCUUCAGCCUUGACUCAAGUGAAUGCCUCACCUGCUCCGACUCCCAGUAUAGUUCCUAGACCUGUUCCAGUUACAUCACCUUUACCUACUGUACCACAAUACACUCCAAUAGCACCUAGUGUAAUAUCAACUGCUCCACCUGUCCCACCCAAACCAGCAGUUCUACGCAGAGGUGUGUCUCAGGAAAAAACUGACAUUCCUGCUCCCCCUCCCUUACCUCCACCUACGCUACCUAAGCCUGCUGUUUAUCCCAAAAAGGUUCCACCUCAGGUUCCACAAAGAACAGCUCUGUCUGGUAUACCAAGUACAUGUCCAAUUGCACAGGUGAGACAAAGUAUGGCACCAAAUUUCAAACCACAUGUUCCUCCUCCAGUCCCUCCAAAGCCAUCCACAAUCCCUGCAGGCCUGACAUUCAGCCACAGACAAAUGGAGGCAGUCAAGCCACCCAUAGCUCCAAAACCCAUGUCAAGUGCUCAACCACUUUCUACCAUUUAUUCUCCAGUGAGACCAAGCAUACUCCCAAGCACUGAAGAAGUUGCUUUAAAUUUGAGUCCUGCAUCUGAGAUCAGAACAGGGCCCGCAUCACCGAUAAAAACCCCUACAUCUCCUAGGUUGGGAAAGUCAUUAUAUGAUACCUAUGUGGUUAUUACUUUACCAUCCCAGCCUGGUUCACCUAUAGAAGGUGUGACAACCCAAGCCCGAACAAGUUCUGGUCCCUUAUCACCUAGUAAACAGUCUCAUUUACAGUUUGAUUUUCAGGCCCAGCCACAAACACAAUUGCCACCACAGACGCAAACAAAUAUGGUACCAUUAGCUUUGACAAGUGAUCCAGGAAACGUAAUUUCUAACAUGAGUCAUGUCAAUGAAGCAGUUUCAGCUUCACAGCCCUCAUCUGUAAUUCCAACUGUUGGUGUCCAAGUUGUAACUAAUGAAGUCCAAAGAACAACAGUGUCUGUUGUGCAUGGACAAACACCACCUCCAACACCAAGAGCUACUGGAAUAAUAGCGGUCCAAGGAGAUAUAAACUUCCAACCAUUAGAAGUACAGAAUGGACAUGCUUAUCAUUCCGGGGUGAUUGUUGAUCUGCGUGCUCCAAAAGCAGAUGUAGAUAUACGUAUGAAAGGAGUAGAUCUGUCCUCAUCGGAGACCCAGCGGCAGUGUUUCAUUGCCGAUGGUCGGCAGCAAAGUGCAGUCCACUCAUCUAUAAUGAACUUGAGCACUGACACUUCAUCAGUAUCUGUGGUAACUGACAGCAUGACCAUCCUUACUUGCACAGAUACUAUAGCAUAUGCCAACAAUAAUGUUUCCCAAGUCACUUCAAUGCCUCUACAACUAACAACGUCUAAAUCAUUUGAACCUCUUUCCCAAAUAAUUUAUCGCCCUGUUGAUUCUCAGCCAGAAAAACCAAUCAAUCUCUCCACAACUUUAGGCAAAACACAUUCUGUUUCUGCACCUACAGCCUCGACAAUGGUAAAUAAUGGUGUUAGCACAAGUAUUCCACCUCAACUGGAAAUUUGUGUAUCUGGUGCAAUUGACCUCACAGCUGGUAAGCCAGUACAGACUAUGGUGUCUGUAGAUGGGUCAUCUUUAGAGGUGGUUACAACAGUCAUCUCAGAGGAUGAUAGCAAGCCAGUAGAUCUAACAGCAGGAAGAAAGGCAGUGUGUUGUGAUGUAGUGUACAAGCUUCCAUUUGCUGGUAGCUGUGCCACUCAGCAAUCAUCAGCACCACUGCCAGAGGAUCGUUUUGGCUACAGAGAUGACCACUACCAAUAUGAUCGCUCACCCUAUGGCAUGAGAGGACUUGGAGGAAUCAAGCCUUCCAUGUCGGACACAAAUUUGGCAGAAGCUGGUCUCUUCCUGUACAAAAGUAAAAAUAGGUUUGACUACAAUGGAGAAGUGGAUGGUGCUGUAGAUCUUUCAUCUGGAAAAAUGUCAGGUGAAGCUGUAGACUACUCAAGCAAAGCUACAGGGGCAUUUACCGGAGUUACAAUCCCCCAGUACUCCCAAGCCAGAAUAACGGCUGUUGGAUCUCAUUUUGGAAGUACUAGUGUUUUGAGAUCUUCAAAUGGUGUGGUUUACUCCUCUGUAGCAGCUCCUAAUCCUUCUACAUAUGCUAUAACUACCCAACCUGGAUCUAUUUUCAGUACAACAUACAACUCCUUGUCAGGCAUGCAUACUAGUGAUACAAUGCCAUCACUGUCAAAUCUGCAAAAUCAACCCCUCACUAGAUCACAUAGUUUCCUUUCCACUGUUGCUGUGACUACAGCUGAGGAGCAGGAUGACAUGCCUUUGAACCUGGAGAUAAAUUCUUCAAAAAAUAUUUUCUCUGCUGGUCGAACAGAGAUAGCUCCAACGAUAACCACAGCUGCAUCACUGGACUACACAGAUGCCUCACUUGAGGCAAUUGCGGCAUCAUUAGAAGCUCUCUCCUCACCCAUGCUUCCAGGUGAUGAAAAGUAUCAGAUGGAACGUGAGCUUCUUGAGCUGGAGAAGAUAAAACAGCAACGUCUUGCUGAGGAACUAGAGUGGGAAAGGCAAGAGAUCCAGCGCUUUCGGGAGCAGGAGCAACUUCUAGUUCAGAAAGAGCUUGAAGAGCUACAGGUCAUGAAACAACAGAUCCUGUGUCAACAAGAGGAAGAGAGACAAGCUCACCUCAUGAUGCAAAAAGAGACAUAUGCUCAGCAACAGGAGCAAUUGGAACAGAUUCAAAGGCUUCAGGAGCAGCUGAGGCUACAACUAGAGGAGCAAAAGUACAGACAAAUGUAUCCAGAGGAGAUUCAUGAGCAGAGCCUUGGUCAUAUUGUGGGGACAGACAAAAAGAUGGACAGUGGUUGUCAGACUGAUGAAGAAGACAAUACAGAGAAAGCUUACUCUGCUGGGAGAAAAAAGAAAACUACGAAAAAAAGUGUAGAUAGCUGUGUACAAACAGAUGAUGAAGAUCAAGAUGAGUGGGAAGUUUCAACUCGUGGCAGACGUAGCAAACCACGAGGUGGUAAAUACAGUAUUGGUGAUAGCUGUGGAGUUUCAGUGCAGGCCCUUACAGAAAUUUCUGUACAGACAGAUUCCGCUGGAACACUUAGAGGGCACACUGUGCAAACCGACACUAGGGUUGAUUUUCCUAACUCUGACAGACCUUCUUCUCCCAAGAGACGCCCCACCCCUUUAGAAAUAAGCCAGUCACCACUUCUCAAAACAGAUAGCUCCUCUCUACAAGUUUCUCCCAUUCCUCCUAAAUCCCCCAAAGUCCUUUAUUCACCAAUAUCUCCUUGUAUGUCCCCUAGUAAAUCCCUUGAAUUUGUGUCCUAUGAGAAAUCGAGUGGAGACACCAGCCCACAGAGAAUAUGUUCUGCAGAUCCAUCCAAAGUGGUUCCUAGUAGUCCAAGGGCAAAAGUUUUACAGCGAUCACUAUCUGACCCAAAACCUAUGAGUCCUACAUCAGAAGAAAGAGCUGCCAACUUCCAGUUUUCUGAGGGUUAUACUCAGGGUAAAGGCUCUCCAAGUAGCACUCCCACUGGCACACAAAAGAAAGUAAAGCGAACCCUUCCUAACCCACCUUCAGAGGAGGAGGCUGCCAAUGGUGGCCAAGCAGCAUAUAGCACUGCAUCUGCCCGCCGUCGUCUUUGUCGCAGCUCCAACAUGGCAAGGGCAAAAAUCUUGCAGGAUAUUGAUCGUGAACUGGAUCUGGUAGAACGGGAAUCCUCUAAACUUCGCAAAAAACAGGCUGAAUUGGAUGAGGAAGAGAAAGAGAUUGAUGCUAAAUUGCGCUAUCUGGAGAUGGGCAUCAACAGAAGAAAAGAUGCUUUGCUUAAGGAAAGAGAGAAAAGGGAAAGAGCAUAUCUGCAAAGUGUUGCAGAGGACCGUGAUUAUAUGUCUGACAGUGAAGUGAGCAAUAUCCGAGAAACAAGAAGAAGUGAUGGUAGAGAGGACGCAAGUGGACUUGUACUUGAAAGACCUCACACCGCUCCACAAUCCGAAUUAGAUGAGUUUGUUCCACCACAGACGAAAUAUGAGUAUGGCAAGUACUCCCAGUAUCAUUACCCACAGUAUCAGCAGUCCUUGUACCAGACUCAACAACCCUAUCAGUCCCAAUCCAUCUAUUCUUCUGUGCCCUCUCUUACUGCUUCACAGCAGCAAAGUUACCACCAGAUGCUACUACUACAGCAAAAAGCAAGACAACAAGCUACACUUUUGUCUGAACUGGAUGCCACCAAAGUGUCUACUAAUUAUGAAAACUCCUCUUAUUUGGCAGGGAAGUAUGGCAAUCAUCUAGAACUGCAUGGACUGGAAGACCGUGGAGGCAGCAUAGCAGGAAGUCCCAUGUCCAAUGUUUCUGCAGACUCUUUCUAUGACUUAGAUCAACAUCACCAAACACCCAGAAGUUAUCUUCUUCUAGAGGAUGCAACUGAGCUCACCAAAAGCCCAUCUGGUCUCUCAUCCACCAGUUAUGGAAUUGCUGAGAGGGAACUUGCCAAAGCAGAGCGCCUACUGAGAUGCACAGCAGCAGAUGUUGGCACUGAUUAUCUUGGCAGCUCCUCAAGACUUCAUUCCUAUGGAAAGACUCAAGAUGAUGAAGACUCAAUGGAAGAACCAUAUGAACUGAAGCUUCUUAAGCAGCAAUUAAAGCAAGAAUUUAGGAGGAGCACAGGAGGGACUGAGAGCUUAGAACAGUUGGCUAGCCUCUCACACCACUAUACUCCGAGCACAAGUGUAACAAGUGCAGGCUAUAGGGCUUUCCCUAAGACUGAAAAGUACAGCAUUAGUAGAUUAACCUUGGAAAAGCAGGCAGCCAAACAGCUUCCAACAUCUAUGCUCUACCAGAAACACAAAAGUACCAGCAACAUUGGAAAAUACUCUAUCCAGGACAGUAGAAAUUUAGACACAGAUUAUAGCAGCUACUUGGGAUCUAGCGGUGCCUCGCCAAGAUCGAGCAGAUUAUUACAGGAUGAGAUCACUUUUGGGCUUCGUAAGAACAUUGCUGAUCAGCAGAAGUACCUGGGCUCAAAUCUAGGGGUUAGUUUGGCUGGUUCACUUAACUUAGGCCAGAGUUUAAACUUGAGUUCAGGGGUAAGGGCAUCCCUGGGAGAGGACUCUGUUUAUCCAAGUGGGACCCGCUCCCGGCCUUCCUCUAGGCCUUCCUCCAUGUAUGGCCUGGACCUGUCCAUCAAAAGAGACAUCUCUAGCUCCUCCUUGAGGCUCAAAUCAGAGGGUGACCCUUCCUCAGAGACUUCUGCCUAUCAGACACCAUCAGGUAGGACAAAGCCUACCAGCUUGCCUAUCGGUCAGAGUGGGCGUGGGCGAAUCCCAAUUGUGGCACAAAACUCUGAGGAAGAGAGCCCACUGAGUCCGGUGGGUCAGCCGAUGGGUAUGGCACGGGCAUCUGCAGGUCCGCUCCCACCUAUAUCCGCCGACUCCCGUGACCAGUUUGGGUCAUGUCUCUCCCUUCAGGAUCCCCAACAGCAGCAUCUCAGGGAGGACCCUACUAGAGGAUGCAGCUACAUGCUCAUUGAUGACCUACAGGGCACAAUGUCUGAUAGUGAAGCACUAAGUGAAUCCAUGGUGGGUCUGAACAGAGAUGAUCCAGGAAACACACUUGAAAAUGUCACAGACGCUUACCAUCUCCGUCGGGAGGAGACUGACUGGUUUGACAAGCCACGAGAUGAUGGUCCGGGACUGGACAGGAGACAGAUUAAGUCCCAGCAGUAUCCAUUUUCUUAUGCAAGGAUAAAGCUACAGAGGGAUCCAAAAGAUCGCAGUGUGUCAGGACUUUGCAAUGGGCCUGCAGGCAACGGACUGGGUAUCCGUAUAAUCGGUGGUAAAGAAGUUCCAGGCAGUGAUGGAGAGAUAGGAGCAUAUGUGGCCAAAGUGUUACCUGGGGGAGCAGCAGAACAGUCUGGAAAGAUUGUGGAAGGAAUGCAGGUCCUGGAAUGGAAUGGCAUCUCUUUGUCUAGUAAAACCUAUGAGGAGGUUCAGGCACUGGUCAGUCAGCAAUGUUCGGAAGCGGAGCUCUGUGUUAGACUGGAUCUGAACAUGCUGUCAGACUCAGAGGGCUCCCACUUAGACCUUCAUGAGCCGACUAAAGCAGAACGGCCACCACGUUCUCCAGGUGUUGACCCCAAGCAACUGGCAGCAGAGCUCCAAAAGGUAUCCCAGCAGCAGGCACCCAGCUCCACAGCCUCUUCUCUGACGGCUCUGGACAAAUCCUCGGCUUCAGGAGCUUCCAGCUCUGUGCCAAGUCCCGGGCAGCCAGCUUCACCUUCCGUUAGCAAGAAACGCCACAGCAAGACUUUAGAAGCUGCAAAGACCCAGUCCCACCCAAUCACAGGAGAGAUUCAGCUUCAAAUCAAUUAUGACAAGCAGCUGGGCAACCUCAUUGUUCAUGUUCUCCAAGCGCGGAAUCUGGCACCACGGGACAACAAUGGCUACUCCGACCCCUUUGUCAAAGUCUACUUGCUGCCUGGAAGAGGUCAGGUCAUGGUUGUGCAGAAUGCCAGCGCUGAGAACAAAAGAAGAUCUAAACAUGCUCAAAAGAGCUUGAACCCUGAGUGGAAUCAAACUGUUAUCUACAAGAACAUCCACCUGGAACAGCUGAGGAAGAAGACAUUAGAGGUCAGUGUAUGGGACUAUGACAAGUCAUCCUCCAAUGACUUCCUGGGAGAGGUGCUGAUAGACCUGUCCAACACAUCACAGCUGGAUAACGUACCACGCUGGUUGCCGCUGAAGGAGCAGUGUGAAGGAGAACACCACCGGCGCGCACACACAGGCCAGGGACGCUCACCCAAAGUGGCCAGCGGACACUCAACCAAAACAUCUGGGCACAGCAGUCAGGAUUCCCCGAAAUCUUCUGUCAUCAAGAGCCGCAGCCAUGGCAUCUUCCCCGAUCCUGCCAAGGAUACACAGGUUCCCACUAUUGAGAAAUCUCACAGUAGCCCCAGCACGUCGAAGCCGUCUCCCUCCGAGGGCCAAGCCCGCUCCCAUGGAACCUCACGCGCUCACAGCAAAAGUGGCGCAUCCCGGGCACACCCUGAAGACACCAUGGCAACAGCUGAAGCUGCCAGUGAACAGCAUCGCCUCCAACCAACCCAAACUGGCUGCCUCUCCCUGAGGCAACACAGGCACAGCGUAGCAGGUGUGCUCACCAUACAGACAGCCCUGUCCAACACACCAGGCAAUGAGAUCACUGACGGCCAUCACCUGACCCUCCGAAAAUCCAUGUCGGAAGAAAGGCCUCAGCGGGAUCGAGUGUCCCGCAGCCAUAGAUCUGCUGAUGCUCCUGUUACUGCAGCCUCAUUGGACAGCGGUCUGAGUGGCAGCGCCUUCAGCCUAUUGGAAGAAGAAGGAGAGGAAAACGGAGUGGACAGCGCCAUCUUCCAAGUUCCGAGAUUUAGCGGAAAGAUUCCAAAUGGAACCGAUGUUGUAAAGUCAAUACAUGGAGAAACAGACGGUAAAACCCAGGUAAUGGGGGAGAUAAAAAUCGCUCUGAAGAAGGAGAUGAAGACUGAGGGAGAACACCUGGUAUUGGAGAUCCUUCAGUGCAGAAACAUCACAUACAAAUUUAAGACUCCUGACCACCUGCCAGACAUGUAUGUAAAGCUCUACGUGGUGAACGUAGCCACUCAGAAGAGGAUAAUUAAGAAGAAAACUCGGGUGUGCCGCCACGACCGUGAGCCCUCCUUCAACGAAACAUUCCGUUUCUGCAUGAACCCCACUGGACAUUCCAUUCAGCUCUUCCUGGUAUCAAACGGAGGCAAGUUUGUGAAGAAGACCCUGAUCGGUGAGGCCUACGUGUGGCUGGACAAGGUGGACCUGCGGAAGCGAGUGGUCAGCUGGCACAAGCUACUGGCCACCACAGCUCAGAUCCAAUCCUAGAGGGAGCAGGACAGAGCACUGUAGAUUUAUGUCCCCACCACACACACACACACACACACACACACACACACACACACACACACACUGAGAGUGGUAAUGUGUCUGAGAGAUUAUGCUAAUCUACACUGGUGUGAGCAGGAACCGGGAGCAGGAAGUGUGCUGCUUACGUUUUUCCUGCAUCACAUGCAUGGGGUAAAAGUUUGGCCUUAAGCAGGAAGUAGAUAAAAAAGGAAAAGGGUUUUAAAGAGCUGAUUUCCAUACAUUUGGUCACAUACACUAACACACACAUAUGCACACACAAACACAUACAAACACCCUGCCACAAGGCUCGCUCGUCUGUGUGCGUCUGUGUGUGUGUGUGCACAUACUUGUAUCAACAUAAACAGUCACUGGGCCGCAAAAGACUGGAUGAAAAUGAAUAUGUUACAUUAGUUUUCUGACAUUGCAGGUUUCUUUUGGACAUCUCACUGCCAAGUUCAGGUUUUGGAGCGCCACACAUAGAGAAAUUAUGUAUCAAUAAACUUGAAGUAUAUCACUCUUAGAAGGAUUUAAUUAUGCUUGUUUGAAGAAAGCUAGUUGAGAUCUAUUAUUAUAUUAUUUUUGUAUGAUAUAUUUAGAGUCAUUAUUAGUCACAUUAAUUACUUUGUUCUCUUUGUCUGUCUGUCUGUCUUUCUCUCUUUCACUUUGUGUCUUUCUCUCAGAUGUUACAUUGUGUUGAAAAAAUAUAUCAUAUUAGUAGAUUUAAAGCUAUAUUUUGAAAAUGUUUUAUAGAUAUACAUGGAUGAAAUCUGAUUCAUGUGAUGUAGAAAUAAGUUUGGCUGGUAUCUACUCCUUGCACAGAAAUAGCACUGAUGUUCUUGUGACAUUUUAUCAGAAUUUGGCUGAGGAAGAAAUGAAGCGGUCUGUGGAGAUGAGGCUGGUCUGGUUUUAAAUCCAAAUUAUUAUCUACUGGAGAAAAUCCUCUUGCUUCAUCUAUGGCAUAAACCUGCUUAGAGAAUUAGCCAGAUCUAAUCGAACCGGAUUUCUAAUCGGCUCCACUCUUUAUCUCUAUAGAUGAAUGUUGCCAUAGGAUGUUAUAACCAUUCAGGUAUAUAAAAACAAAAAAAGUUGUGAAGUCCAGCACUGUUCUCAUAGAUGUUUUGCACUUUGUCUCUAGCAUGUCUUGAAUGUAAUGUUCCAUAGUGAUAAGAUUAUUUAGAGAUGGCAGGCAGGUAGGAAAAGUUUCCCAGUCGAGUGUUGCCAUGCCUAUUCCUGUAAUCCCACUUUCCCAAAUAGUCAAUUAAUCAGAAAAUGGUGAUCUUAAAUCAUAAAAUAAAGAGUAUCGGGACAAUGUUUAGGUUGGUGCUUUUAAAGAUCUAGAAUGGAAAAAAAAUCCUUAAAACAGUCAAGGAAUUUUUAAGCCAUGGUUCUCAAAUGGGCAAAAAUUCUCAAAAAUCCUGUGAGGCACAGCAAGGGGUCUUUUUUUCUACAGUUUGUAAGAAAACGCAAUCCGUCAUUAUUGAGUUGGAUUUAUUAAUGAGUUCUUUUAGAUAUUAGGCUGUUAGUUAAAUCGAAUGUCAGUAACAUCAACUCAAAUACAGGUCUAUAAAUAAGUCAUUUAUAAUUAUAAUAUCAUUAUUUAAUAGCUAUAAUAAAAAUUGGUUGUAAGUGGAAUUUAAAAAAAAACGUAAUAAUUAAAUAUAUUGUUAAAAUAAUAUUCAACACAUUUUGGUAAUGUGCCUAAUAUUAUACAGUUCAAAUAAAUAUGUACUGAAUGAGUCUGCUUGGCAAACAUUCACAUAAGUCAAGUCAAGAUAAGGACAGGGUCUGUUUUGUUUACUGGAUAUCGAGCAAGUUAUACUCAGUGUCUUUUAAUUAUUUUCUGAAUAUCUGUUGCCAUACUCUGAAUGCAAAAGCAUGCACUCAUAAUGUGCCAUGUGAAAGGUUUUUCUUUUUUCUUUUUUUACUUUAUCUUUCACAAUCGUGAUUGAUGAUGCCAUAGUCAUUAUAAUCAUUAACCUGGAUAUAUCAAUAACAGACUCAUCAGUUCAUAUGGUACAGGAAUACACACAUGAAGGCCUGGUUAUGGGCGAGCUUGGAAUCUGUGCCAUACUUUGGCCAUAUCUACAGGAUGUAAGCAAUUCUAUGCAACCUAAACGCAUCUGGUAUAUCAAGUAUUUAUGUGUCAGAGAAAGCAUUAUGAAUAAGAACUCUUUUUUAUAUUUUUCUAUGCUUUUAUGAAUGCUUAUUUGUUUUUGUUUGUUUUGUUUAGUUUUUAUUUAUGAUUUUUUUAUGCAUGUUUUACAGCUAUGAGAUUUUAUGUUAUGCUGCACUCAUUUAAAGAGAAAACACAUCAAACCUUUACAUCCCAUCCAAGAGCUAGUUUUGAUUAAAGAUCGUCUGUACAUACGUUAACCUAAAUAUCGACAUGCCGUGUGGUGGCUGCUGUACACUGUGUUUACAACAGGUCUCGUGAGUCCCUUUCGCAUUUAAACAUAGUCUCGUCAACGAGCUUCUCGCCCAUGUCAUGUAGGAAAUAUUUUGUAUUAGCGUACACUUGCGUACAAACGUUAUGCACCAUAACAAUAGCUGCUCCUGUUAACAAUAGUCCAUGCAUAUGUUUUUUUUCUCUGAUCAGAUAUUAAUAUUCAUAUCUAAACAUGCUCCUGCUUCUAAGAGUAAGUGCAUGUUUUCCCCACUUCACCACUGACAUAGGACAACAAACAAACAAAAAUAGUAUUUCUUAUCCUGUAAAUAAAACAAGCUUUCUUUUAUACACAUAGGAUCUUUUGUUAAUUUUUCCAAUUCAGUACAAAGCAUGUGUGAAGCAAACAGCGGAGUAAGAGAGAUACUCUUGACACUCUUAAACACAUGCGCUAAGUGGAAGGAUAAUGUCCACGCUUGCCUGUGACCAGACCAAACCGACCCAACCUGCACAACAGACACAGAAUUCAACUGUGUUAGGAAACUUGACCCUGUUCACGCUGGUAGUAUCAGGACACCUGUGAUGUACUCACUUUGGAUGUUGCAUGUUUCGAUGGUGAUUUGUUCAUACUAUUUUUGUGUCCAGAUUCUGCUCUACAUAAAGAAAGGCAACGUGACUAUGGGGGAAAAAAUAACUGAAAAUUGUAUGUAUGCUGACUGUACAAAGAUAUGCUUGUAAAAUCUGUCUGGUUUUCCACUCACUGUAAACUGGGGAAAAAAAAAAAAAUCAACUAAUGUCAUGGUUUUUGUGGUUGUACACAAACGGUAUUGAUAAAUUAUGCAAAUUGUGCUGUACAAAAGGCUGUUGCCCUAAAUAGUCUAAAUAUUAAAUAAUAUAUGUAAAAUUCUCA